AUGAAUGCAGACGAGAUCACUUUCGUAACCAUAUUCUUUACAAAUUUUAGGCUAAUAACUAUUCUGAAACAAUAUUUUAGGAUAGAUAAUUACGAUUUGCAUAUCAUUCACCAUUAAGAUCAUAAUCUCAAUUUUGUGUUUAAAAGAGCAAAUCUCAAUAUAUACCUAAUGUGUCUAAUGUAACAAGAAUAAGAAUUAUGAGCAAACUCGAAAUGCUAGAUUCCCUAAAUAAGGUGCAAACAGCAAAAUUAUGUAAGUGAGAUUUCGUUAAAUUUGAGCUCAAAAAUGAUCCUCAUGCGAAUCUAUAAAAAUCAAACAAAGCAGAUAUCCUUUCGAAAGUUGCUUAAUUAGUCAAGAAAUUAUAACAUAGAGAGCUACCCCAUAAAAUGAUAGAAGCAACUGUUUUAUCUCGUAAAACAUCUAUUCCAAAAAAUACAAAAUUACUUCUUUAAUAGGAACAUAUUGUGAAAUAAAUUACUAUUACUCAAAGGGCUAAAGGAAAAUAAUAGAGCCAAAGUCAGUGUUAAUCACAUCAUGAAUUAUACAAUGUGGAAUUAUUAAGAAGAAGCCCUGAAUAAAAAGACUAGAAAACAGAAGACAAUUGCGAAUACAAACUUCUAUAAUAAAAGCUUCCUUAAAUUAAAUCCUAAAAAGGAUUCUCAAGAAGUAAUAAAAAUAUGGGUCCAAUUUAAAAAAAUGUAAUUAUUAGCUAUUAAACAGCAACUAAUAAUAGCAUGACAUAAUUUAGUAAUAUAUAAAAUUCAUCAAAUCAAUAAUAAGAUACUAAACCUGUUAUCAAGGUCAAUAAUUAUAAUAACGUGUCAAACUUACUUUAAACUAGCACUUUAGUAAGUAAAUAACCUAAUUCAUUGGAAACAGAAAAAAAAACUGCAGCACUCAUCUCACAAUUACAAGUACUUCAAUAAAAACAAUCAGCAAAAAGAUUGCCAAUACCUGAUUCGAGUAAUUUAUCUCUAAGCGGAUGGACAGAUCGAUCCCCUAUAAAUUGA
Messenger RNA from Paramecium octaurelia, 1010 nucleotides. The record is from the annotation of a GenBank genome assembly. Lineage: Eukaryota; Ciliophora; Oligohymenophorea; Peniculida; Parameciidae.